AUGGCGACGGCCAGCAGUGGUUCAAAAAGUCCAAAUACUGGCGAAGAAACAUCAAAUAAAUCACCAAAUAUGUCGUUAAAUCAAACCAGCAACCCACCAGAGAAAACCACUGCUGAACUUUUACAACUGUCCAUGGAAGAAUUUUACAGAGAUCGACCAAUUUUGUUUAGCAACCUGCCAGCUUCUGCAAACGAAGAUGACUUAAAUGUGCUGUUGGGAGCAUACAUAGCAAAAAGCAUAGAAAUUAUACCUGGACAAAAGAAGGCUCUGGUUGUGUUAGAAAGUGGAUUAGAAAUCGAACAGUUAUUAUUAGAUUUACAAAACACAAAAUUCCAGGACUGUGUAAUAAGUAUAGAUCGAUGUGAAACAGAGAAACUUUUGUGUUGUGCACAUCUUCCAAGUGAUUACACGGUGGAAAAGUUCCGAGCCCUGGUGGCUCCCUUCUGUGCUGUCAAAAAGUGCUUUCUCUACCGAAGUCAAACAACUAAUGAUUAUAAGUGGUAUGGAGUUGUGGAAUAUAGUGCUCCCUUGAGUCAGAUUUCAAGCAUCCGCACAGAACUGGAUUGGAAAAUGGUAGAUGGAUACCAUAUACACUGUGAUUUCCUGGACAAGAGUCUCUCCUCUUACAGGAAAUUAAACUCCAAGUGUUUGUUUGUGGACAAUCUUCCCAAAGACUUCACUAACACCUCAGAGUUUAGGGAUAUAUUUAGUGCAUUAUCUAGUCCACUUUACUGCCAGAUUGUGAUGAAAGAUGGAAAGUCUCUGGGUUAUGGAAUCAUUGAGUACAAAUCCUGGCAAGAGGCAGAAAAGUCGGAGCGGCAUCUGAACGGUCACAGAGUUCUUGAUGUACCCAUGAGGAUCACCUAUUGUAUCCCAGGGAUCUCGGCCGUUACCAUCUGUACUCGGCUGAUGAGUAAAUUUGAUAACCCUGCUGAGGUUGUCAGUAAGCCCAGCCUGCUGCCAGACCCUGUCCACCCAUGUAAAGAGUUAAUAUGUAACCCGCUUGUCCAGCGUUUGACAUCACAACACCCUACAUUGAUGAAAAAAUUUGAAGAAGCCAUCCAAAAGAUGCAUGGCACCUAUGUGAAACAAUUAACCUGCAAUCCAGAGAAACCAGGACUACUGGGCCCCGCCCCCGCCGUGCCAAUGAGCCCACUGAUGACGGUCAAUGUACAGCUGGGGCUGUUCAUUCUGUUAGCAUUCCAGCUACAACUCCAGGCUCCCACCAGUCAGGUUUUUGAUGUAGAUCUCGCAAAUCUGAUGUCUAAGAAAGUCAACAAUAAUCAGUCAGAAAAGCCAUCAUUGCUGGGCGACCCGUAUGCUUCCCAGUCCAACAUUAUUCUACAGAGUCUGUUGUCCAAGCUGUCCCCAGGGAAACCCAGCCAGCCCGUGGGUAGUUCCGACGUGAGCUCCAUGCUGCAGUCAGUGUCACAAAACCUCCAGAACAUGGACGUCAGUGGUCUAAUGAACAUCGGUCAGAUUGCUGGACAGUUGGGGGUCGAAAUGGGAUACCCUGGGGGUGAAGCUACACCCCUCAUGGAUAUGUCCUUAAAAAAUUCCAAAGAGGGGUUAUUAGGCGCUGCACCACCUGAGAUUCUGGGAUUGGUGCAUAGAGGUCAACCACCCAAGAAGACCCUGUUUCCACCUGGGGUAGAAGGGGAUGUCAAACAGUCCCUUUUGGGGGAACCUCCUCAGAGCUUGAUGCAGGGCUGGUCAUCGAGACCUGUCGGGGGAGGCUUGCUUCCUAAUCCAGAAACUUCUCAUAGCCACCAGCAAGGAGGACAAGAAGAGAGCAGCGAGUAUAAUCAGUACUAUGGAUACGGCAGGGAUGAUGAAGGAUAUUACAGUUCUCACUAUCAGCAUCAAGGCAAUCCCUACGACUACUCAGAAGAAAAUUAUGAUUACAAUGACAAGCGAUACAUGGACAUAGCAGCUAAAGCAGCAGCCUAUGCAGCCUACAACCAGCCUAACUAUGCGUCCUACAGCAGUUACACUGGCCAUGACGAGUCCUACAGCUCGGGAUACAGCAGUGUGUCAGGCCAGGACUAUGACGACUCUUACAGCUACGCCGCCACGGACUAUGGCUACAGAGGUCACGGCAUGGAGGCCCCACCCACUCACCACAUGGCAGCUCCUACCCCUCAGUCUAACUACGAACCCCUUCAUCCUCCUGGCACAGCCACGGUGGAGAGGCCACCCUUAUUGAAAAGGGAUUAUCAACACCGCCAUUCAGUGCCAAGUAACACCUACAAUGAACCAAUACAGCCUCCCUCAGCAGCAAGGGCAGACAAUCAGCCUCUACUGAAAACACCACAGGGGCAAAAAAGAAGUUUCAAUCAUCUGUUACCUCCCCCCGAGCCCAGUCCGGAGGGGGACUAUGUGGGCCAGCACUCUCAGGGCAUUGGGGGACACUAUGCCGCAUCUUACACCAACAAACGACAGAAAGUGUCCCAUACAAGACUUAUGAUGCAAUACUAAGACCAAUAUCACCAUUGGACGAGUCAAUCCACUACAGAUUUUGAGGGAGACUUGAUUUUCAUUUGAUCUCAAAUUUAGUGUGUACUGUGAUUGCUAAAGAUUACUUAGAUUAUAAAUUUGUUAAGUAUUUUUGUUAGGUAUUUAACUAUGGGAGAUCAGACCACUAAAGCAAAUGAGCAUAUUUUCUACAAGAUGAAUCGUACAGUGUAUUUUGUUUUAUGGAGUGCCAACAAGACACAACCAUUCCCUCUCCUUCUGUAGUGCUAAAGUUCCCUCUAAUACAGAAAGUGUGCCAUCUUUUCUUGUUACAAGGUUCAGAUUUUUUUUUAAUGAUUUUUUUUUAAUAUUAACCUUUUUUUUUGAAAAACAAAAGGUCACACAGAGAUUUAUGACUACACUCUGUUUUAUUUGUUCUUUGUUUUAAAUGGACGAGAUGUUUAACUUUGUUUGUGAAGAGUGAUCAUCUGAGAUUUAUUUCCGAUACUGAAGUAUACAGUAUAUUUCUAAUACACAAGGUGUAUAUUUUGUUAAUGAUUAAAUUAUUACGGUCAGUUAUUAGAUUGUACUUGUGUGUAUGUUUUGUAAAAGCAUCUAUAUAUACAAACACUUCCAGGUAUACAAAUCUACAUACUACAUUCUACUAUAAGCCCAUUUUGAUCAUUUGUAUAAAACUGAAAAAAAUCCAUGUACAAAUCAAAGACGUAUUUGACAAAAAAGAUUUUUGUUAAAAAUAAGGUUGUUUUAAUGAAAUGUCAUCAACCUGUCUCUAAUAUCUGUAACUUUUUAAAUUUCUUUUCAAAAUCCGUUUCAUUUUUAUAUUUUAUUCACAUACUGUCACCAGGUGGGAAUCAAUAAAUGUUGUAUAGAUGGAAACUUCAUUGUGUAAAUGAGAAUAUGAAUUUGUGUGAUUUAAUAUUUGUGGUGAAGUGAAAGUUACAUAGUGUUAAAAAGGUUAUGCAUGAAUAUGGAAGAAUUCAUUCAUCUGAGGAACAUGGUACUUUCUAUUUCAAUAAACCAUGUGGCACGUUUUGAAAAAAAACCACAACAAAUUAAAUUGUAUUGGGUAGUCGGUAAGAGAGUACGGUAUUCAGAUUGGGAGAAAAUUAUUUAAGUUCAUCAAAACAACAAUACGCUUACUGGUAUAGUAGGAGACAGUUCAUGUCAUGCUAAUGAUUUGUUCUCUCUCUCCCUUCUCUCUCUUUCCUUCCUCUUUCUCCCUCUUUCCUUCCUCUUUCUCCCUCUUUCUCUCUCUUUCUCUCUCUCUCUCUCUCUCUCUCUCUCUGACUUGAUAGAAACACCUGAUUGAAAAUUCUAGGUUGAUUUGUUUCUUAACCUAAAACAGCAAGAAUAAAAAUAAUUGGUGAACAAUGAAAAGUCUGAUAAAAAACAGAUUUCAACAAUUUUAGUUUUAUAAACCUUUUACCUCCCAAACCUAAAUAUUGUUAUCUCAAGAAAGAUUUAUCUUUGUCAUGUUGACUGUUUGGUUCUUGUAAAUAAAAAUAAACUUUCCCUUUUUUAAAACACUUUUAACACAAUGUUUUUGAACUGAAAAAAAAAUUGUACAUAAUAUAAUGUGCUGUAUGUUUUAAUACAUGUCAAACAAUGUUACAUUUCUCUUGUUUCUGUAAUCAUGCUUCGAAUAUUUGUUAGGGUGCUUGUGAGUGUUCAUUUUCUGUUAAACUUGGUAUAUUUAUAAAGAGGAUGAGACUGUCAUACAUUUCCAUUAAAUUCAGCAGUAUAGUCA
Molecule: messenger RNA, 4222 nt
Organism: Magallana angulata
Lineage: Eukaryota; Metazoa; Mollusca; Bivalvia; Ostreida; Ostreidae
Product: ribonucleoprotein PTB-binding 1-like
Exons: 16
Coding region: 1-2478 (825 amino acids)
Molecular function (GO): RNA binding
Source: RefSeq, a predicted model, not a curated record